Messenger RNA from Meyerozyma guilliermondii ATCC 6260, 2049 nucleotides. Its product is annotated as MFS transporter. Bases 1 to 2049 code for a protein of 682 amino acids. The transcript has a single exon. NCBI's taxonomy places the organism in Eukaryota, Fungi, Ascomycota, Pichiomycetes, Serinales, Debaryomycetaceae. Gene Ontology annotation, biological process: transmembrane transport. Gene Ontology annotation, molecular function: transmembrane transporter activity. The record is from RefSeq and is a predicted model, not a curated record.
AUGAGUAAUAAUCAAAACAAAGAUAAUGAUUCGCUCCAGCGGUCUCUGCUGAAAGAAUCACUUGCAUCCUCGUUAUCCUCUAACCUACUGGAGGAACAUGUACCGAUUCCCUUACAUGAUACUGAUAAUGGAACUUCCACUUUUGGGCGAAGAAGUUCUGGAGUUUCUUCACCAUCAGAGCAAAAUGGACUACGCAAAGAAAGGUCCUAUUCGUCUGCGGUGGCGGUAGCAGGGCAGGCAAUACAGAAUAUUAGAAGAUCUAUGAGUAUGUCAGCUACUGCUUCUAUUGAUUCCAAUGGAACAGACCCUCUUCAAAGAGUUCCUACCGGGUACACUGUACGAGAUAUAUAUGGUGAUAUGGACGAAAAUGAUAUCAACCUUCAACGAACACUCACUCGGUCUACCAUAUUGACCACAUUGUCUCAUCGAGUGCAACCUCUGCGAUAUAGAACUGCUCUGAGAGCUCCUACGACAAAGGAGGAAGAAGCAGAAAGUGAUGAAUACAAACAAGUUUACGAAGGGGUGCCCGAUAUUUCUGUACCGACCAAAGAAUUUGGAGCGGAAUUUGCAGAUAUAGAUCCUGAACUUGUAACCUGGGAUGGUGAUGAUGAUCCGCAUUAUCCACGAAACUGGUCUCGAGCACAAAAAGUAUUUCAAACUAUGAUUGUGGCAUUGUACACUCUCAUUUCUCCUAUGUCGUCGUCAAUUUUAUCGCCGGCAAUGGAGGAUAUUGCUGCGAGUCUUCAUAUGAAUUCUAACUUUAUAAUGUCGUUUUCAGUAUCGGUGAUGGUGUUGGCGUGGGCUCUCGGACCGUUAAUAAUUGCACCUAUUUCCGAGCUGGAUGCAUGUGGACGCCGUCCCGUACUUAAUAUCUCAAUCUGGGUGAUUUUCGUCUUCAAUUUGGCAUGUGGUUUUGCAAAGACAACCACUCAACUCUGUGUGUUUCGUUUCUUGGGCGGCCUAGGAGGAUGUGCCGCUCUUAAUGUGGGAGCUGGAACCCUUGCUGACUUGUGGAGUGACUCUGAGCGACAAAUGGCUAUGGCAGCGUACUCUAUAUGUCCCUCUUUGGGACCUAUUCUUUCUCCAGUAAUUGCAAGUUUCAUCAUCCAAGCCAAGGACUGGCCAUGGGUAUUUUAUGUGUUGGCUAUAUUCAACGGAGCGGUGGCUAUCUUUGGAACCAUUUUCUUCCGGGAAACUUACUCACCUCGGCUUCUCAAAGACAAGGCUAAUCGUAUCAGAAAAGCUACCGGCAACAGCCAUAUUCAUACGAUUUUCGAGGUUGCAGAUGGACUGACAAAAUGGGAAAAAAUCGUGCUCACGUCCACAAGACCACUCAAGUUGUUGUUUACUCACCCUAUGAUUAUUGGAUUGGGUUCAUUCAUGGCAUUUGUAUACGGUUUCAUGUACUUGAUGAUCGUAACGUUUCCAUCUGUAUGGAAAGGCACCUAUGGAUUCAAGACCGGAGUGGCAGGGUUAUUGUAUCUUCCAAUGGGAAUUGGAUUCAUGCUAGGAACCGUGUUUUGGAGUUACGCAAUCGACCACAUUUACCAUAAGCUUACGGCGAGGAACAAUGGGGUACCUAAACCAGAGUACCGUCUUCCUUGUUUGCUCUUUUCAGGAAUCGGUAUACCAGUUGGGCUUAUUUGGUAUGGAUGGAGUGCUGAGAAGCAAUUGCAUUGGAUUAUGCCCUCGAUAGGAUCAGCGAUCUUUGCGUUUGCAUUUAUUGCCGUAUUUCAAACCAUCCAAAAUUACCUUAUCGAUAUGAAUAACCGAUUUGCAGCCUCGUCUGUGGCAGCUGCAGCCGUGUUCAGAUCACUUUUUGGGUUUCUGUUCCCCUUAUUUGCGAACAAAAUGUACGAAAGGCUCAAUUACGGGUGGGGCAAUACAAUGUGUGGACUCAUUGCUUUGGCAUUGGGUCUUCCGUUCCCAAUCAUAUGCUUCUAUUAUGGUGAAAGAAUGAGAAAUUGGGCGAACAAUAGAAUGGAUAGAGAACAAGCACAAAGAGACGCCCGAAACUUGGAACGGUUACGGAAACAGGAAGUAAAAUAA